AUGUUCAAAGAGAUCGGCCCAUGCUACGUCAACGCCGACGGCAACUUGACGAGCCGAAGAGAGAUGUCCUGGACCAACAGGGCCAAUGUGCUCUUCAUCGACCAACCCAUCGGUAUCGGCUUCUCCGCCCUGGCCAACCGGUCAGCAGCCGCGACUAACCUCCACGCCGGUGCUCGCGACCUGCAUGCCUUUCUCACGACCUUCACGGCCUCCGUGUUUCCUGAGCUGGCGCAUAGACCCUGGCACUUCGCUGGGGAGUCGAUGGGUGGGCAUUGGACGACGGGCUACGCGCAGUACAUCCUGUCGCGGCAGCAGGAAGAAGGCGGUAUUGGCGAUCUCAGCCUCAAUAUCGAAACAAUUAUUGCUGUUAGCGCCUACAUCGACAGUUCGCGGACAGACGUGGGCCUAUACGACUUCUUUUGUGAUGAGGAGGGCGGGCAACACUCGCUCAUGAACGAGACAGCGUGUGCGGCUAUGGCGGCGGCGGUGCCUGAGUGUGAGCGCCUAGGCGCUUUGUGUCGCGACACAUACGACCGGAAUGUAUGCGCUGUGGCGGCGCGAGAGUGCACGGCUGGCGUAGGCAAAUACUUCUGGGACGGCGUGCGACCGGGAGGGUGGGAUCCAUACGAUAGCCGGAAUAAGUGUACCGAGCCGCCGUUGUGCUCUGAUCUUAACGGCGGUCCUGCCGCGGUGUAUCUGAAUCAACCGUGGGUGCAGGAGCGGUUGGGGUUCUCGCAGUGGCCGUUUGAGCUCAUUGACUUCGAUCUGAAUGAGCGUUGGACGCUGGAAAAACAUGUUUUCGUCCCUACUACACGAGAACUGACGUGGUUGCUCGACAACACUGACGUUCGGGUCUUGUUUGUUAACGGUAACAAUGACAUCAUAGUUAACACGCCGGGACAGCUCCGCUUGCUUGAUGAACAGCCCUGGAAGCGGCAAGCCUGGUUCAGAAACCAGCGUCUCCACGAGUGGUACCAUAGCAGUGGUAAGCUGAAUGAAAGUUUUGGUACUAAGGGCGGGAAGUGGAAAGGCAACUACCGCUUGAGCAUCUUUACCGUUGACGAAGCCGGCCACAUGUCACCGGCAGAUCAGCCGACAGCUCUAGAGGCGGUAGUUGGCAGCUGGAUUUCGCGUGACUGGUACCGAAGUUGGCUUAGCUCUGACUAA
Molecule: messenger RNA, 1167 nt
Organism: Lasiodiplodia theobromae
Lineage: Eukaryota; Fungi; Ascomycota; Dothideomycetes; Botryosphaeriales; Botryosphaeriaceae
Product: Carboxypeptidase y
Exons: 4
Coding region: 1-1167 (388 amino acids)
Biological process (GO): proteolysis
Cellular component (GO): fungal-type vacuole
Molecular function (GO): serine-type carboxypeptidase activity
Source: RefSeq, a predicted model, not a curated record